Molecule: messenger RNA, 4307 nt
Organism: Exaiptasia diaphana
Lineage: Eukaryota; Metazoa; Cnidaria; Anthozoa; Actiniaria; Aiptasiidae
Product: GON-4-like protein
Biological process (GO): regulation of DNA-templated transcription
Cellular component (GO): nucleus
Molecular function (GO): transcription coregulator activity
Source: RefSeq, a predicted model, not a curated record
AUGGCGGACAAAAUGCACAAAGAGCGACCAUGAUAUCACUUGAGAUGAUUUAAAAGCUUACGAACAAGCUAAAUGGCGUUUAGACAUGCCUAAAACACCAAAUAGUAAAAAACGAAGGGUUAAAAUCAAGCCUGAUCAGCGAAAGAAAAAGGCAAAAAGGUUGAAAUUUGAAGAAGAAGAAGCUCAAGAUGCCGAGAUUGAUAAUGUUGAACUUGAACACAUUGAACGCCAAGAAGAAUAUGAAGACGAAGACAAUGAUUUGGAGAAGAUUCUAGAGGAGCAUGCAGAUAAGAAUAAUUUGUCUGCGAUAAAUGUGAAAAGCAUUUUACAUCAUGUCAUCACAGAUAGAAGGGUCCUGGAGCUGGUUCAGAAGGUUAUUGCAGAAAAAGAAAGAGAACAGGCUGGAGAAGCAGAAGAUGCCAACAUUGAAUUUGAACCCAAAAUGACAAGGUCAAAGUAUAAGCAAAAGAACUUAGAAGACCCAAUUGCUCAACUGACCAAAUCUCCUUUAAAGAGUAAAAAGCCAGCAUCUACAUUCACUGAUCUGGAAUUUCCUGAGUCUUCUUCUGAUGAAGAAUACAGCCCUGAUGAAGAUGAAGUUUCUACUGUUUCCAGUGAUCUUGCAUCCCCGUACAAACCAGCCACACCAGACAUGGUGACAUCAGACUCAUUACAGGACAUCACUGCUACUGGUAUCACCUUUCCACCAGUAAGCAGACCACUGACAAGGCACAGAUCACAAGAAAUGACUUUCAAGCAACCAGAGACUUCAUCUUCUGCAGAACAUACAACAGACAAGGUCGAUGAUGAUCUUAUUGCCAAAAGGACAAGAUCUCAUUUACCACUAAAGGAUAAAGAACUUCCUUACGAUAUUGAGUUACCAGACUUUUCACCUGAUUUGUAUGAUCAAAUUAAACUGGAUGAACUUGAUGAUGAUCAGCUUGCCUUCCAGAAAUUCUUACAGAGCUUGGCCAAUGAAGAUGAUAAUGACAUCAUGGCGGAAGAUGAUGAUUGUGAGUAUGACUUCAUGGCUGAAAAUGUUGACUGCGUUGAAGAAAAAGAGGAAUACAGAAAUGACAGAGCAGUAAGAAUUCCAAAGAAGGAAGUUUCUGAUUUGUUCGCUGAACUAUUAAAUGAGUGCAAUGGGAAUGAAGAUGAUGACAGUUUGUGGAGUGCAAGGUCGUUGCUGUUAGAUAUUGAAGACGGCGAUACCUCUGAAGAUGUUAUAAUGUUUACCGAUGAACAACGUGCUCAGCUAUCUAAACAGAUGAAUCAGCACGUACAAUUACUGGUACAAGUGUAYCUUUUGUCKMGAGAAGAACCUUCACUUCAAGACGAAGCAGAAAUGUGUCGUCAGUUCGUUAAUGAACUUCAGGGAUUCUGUGAYAGGUCUCUGUCUGUWCACCCUAUCAUGGCUCUAGGUGGUACCAUGCCUGCCUUAUCRAUGUUUGACAUACCAGGAAUCCAGGAAGCUGUAAGGAUCACAAAUGAACCAUUCAAUAAUGUGAAGCGUCCACGCAGUCCAAGAAAACAAACACCAAUUAAAGAUGGCAAAGACGGUAAAGAUGCCAAAAACAAGGCCCCGAGAUUUACUCUUUUACCAGUAUCAUCAAYAAACCAGGCCAUAAUGGCCAACUCCCCUCUAUUUAAAGACCUAAUAUUGCUGCCUCGUUGCGGAUUCAUGGACAAAGAAUUCUUCGGAAAGGAGUCGUCAAGUUUAAGAGUCAAGUUCACGGAUACUGAGGAUAACUUGCUUGCAAUAGGCAUGAAACAGUUUCAUCGCAAUUGGAAACUAAUUCAAGCUCAUCUUCUACCAGUAAAAACACCAAAACAGCUUCAGAUUCGCUGUAAGAAUCUGCUGUCGUCUCGUUCUCCCGAAAACAUCGUGAAAUACUUCCGUGAUUCGAAAACUUUGUGGGAUCUGCCAACUGAAAUAAAGAUUUCGACUGAAGCAGAUAAUAAUCGACGAUUCAGCAAACAUAUCGAACCCGACUGGCUUAUCAACUAYCAACAAAAGAUGAAGCCACAAAAGAAGCAAAUUGCUCCACUCCCAUCCCCYAGRAAACCUUCUCCUUUCAUUCCAAAAAACAAAGUAACACAAAUCACCAUGGUAUUAUCACCGARCAAACCUGGUACUUCAGAUUCGAUAGAAACCUUAUCUAAACAAACUCUUGUUGASAAAAAUGUGAGUGAUGUUGCUCAAAAUCAAGGGAAAUGCAACAGAGAAGAAUUUAAUUCUACGAYRCAAAYAGGGUCCARCGAUAAAGGAGUUGGGACAGUAGUUACUUGUGAAAUCAAAGAAGCUGUUAWAGAGCAGAAUCAUACAAAAACCGACCAAGUAACUAGUGURUCGCCAGAUUCCARUAAGGGUUCUUUUUCAAAUGAAAGGAUCACUGUACAACGUAAAGAGCAAAAUGGCAGCCCUGAUGAAGUAAGAUCGAAGUUCACUGAACAGCUUGAUAAUGAUGACAAUCAACAUUCUCCUAACUUUGAUAUUGAUGGUGACGAUGACACCGCGCCAUUCACACCAACAUCAUGUCACGACAAAGAUGACGUCAUUCAUUCAGAACCAUCUCCUGCUCCCUCGGAAAAUACAAUCGAAAAAUCAUCCAAAUCGCCUCCAGUCACUUCAUCAGCCAAAAACAAACCAGGACGAGACAAGCCAUCCGGCAUGACGUCGAUCUCUCAGAGUACAACCAAGAAAAGUAAUUACCAAACUUUACCAGCACUACCCCCUGACCCCAAGGAACAAACGAGGGCUCAGUCUUUGGCUAAUAAUUAUCUUUCAAAAGUAAAGACAUGCCUCCAAGAUGACCAAGACYUAUACGAAGAGUUCCUUGGUACGCUAGUUGCAUCGUCAAAUCAGCGAUGGACUCCAGUGCAGCUGUACAAGCGCAUGGAGAUAGUACUGUCAGAUUAUCCUGAGUUGAUAGAAGAUUUUGUGGCCUUCCUCGAACCAGAACAGGCYUUUGAAGCAGGAGUGCUUAUGGAAAACCUAGAGUUCAUAAAAGCAAGGAAUUUUCUGCGAAGGCUGGAGGUGCACUUCAGUAAGAACAGAUCUCACUUCCAGAAAAUCAUUGAAGUWUUUAGUACGUGGGGCUCAGGAGAUAAGACCUUCACGAGACGAUUAUCCCUCUUUUACGUGGGCAGCAACACUUAAUCGACGAAUUUCAAUCAUUUUUUGACAAUCUUAAACCUCCAGCCUGUUCAGAUGAAGACUUUGAAGAGGUUGAAAUAGGCAGUGGAAGUGAUCCAGAGGUGGAUGACUUCGAAGAAGUGGUCAUACCAGACGUGAUAGAACCAAGAAAACCUAAAGGGAAACUCAAAGUUAAGCAAACACCAACAACCGCUGCMAAAACAGCCUCGUCGAACAAGCAAAARKUAACCCCAAAGCCCAUGACAAGACCAAAGAAUACCAAGACUGAUAAAAGAAGAAAUCUAGCAUCCAAGAAGAGCCCKCAAUCAGUUGGCAGUGUUUCAAGAGAUGGUUUAAGUGAAGGAGAAGAAGACACAARCUACAAAAAGGCAGAAGAUGAUACAACCAAAGAGAUAGCAGAGGAAAGAACAGAAGGAGACGAGCUCUUUGCAGAACAAAACCCCAGCUCUGUCAAAACAGAGUGGAGCGUUUCCGAUGGCCCUCUUUCCGUGUCUUCAUCGUUUCACAAUGAUACAAGUAACGACAGUCUGAGACAGGAAGACCACGAUGACACUAUUACACCACAGUGGUCCAGAACAACUGCCAAUGAUGACGCAAAUGAGGAUGAUCCGAAUUACGAUGAUGAAAAUAUUAAUUACGAUGAUGAUGCAAAUGAUGACGAGGUUAAUGACGAUGAGAGUGAUAACUCUGAUGAUAACAACGAGUCUGCAUAUGAUGGCGAUGACACCGAGGAUGGUACAGACUUUCAACAAGGAACGUUGUCAGCUCAGAAUCAUCAACUUGAUCAAGAUGGCCAACUUGUGGUUCUUUGGACACGGAACGACGAUCGUACAAUUCUAUCGAUAUGUCACCAUCAAGGUGCCUCACAGAAUACUUUUGAAGAAUUGUCAACAAAGUUACAAGGGAAGACAGCUAGAGAGAUCAAAAGUCGCUUUGAGGAGCUAAUGAAAUUGUACGAAGCCGACAACAGCAGGGUAGGAAGCUCAAGUGAAGAUGAAGCCGAUGAUGAUGACGAUAGUGAUGACAGCGAAACGGAUUUGUAAAAUAUUAUAGAGUAAAAAAAAAAAAAGAGUAAGUUCUGUUGAAUUGAAAAAUUGCAAAAUGUUGGAAUAUGAAUGAAAUGAAACAUUAAAAAUGUUUGGUCAUACAA